Molecule: messenger RNA, 980 nt
Organism: Aspergillus wentii DTO 134E9
Lineage: Eukaryota; Fungi; Ascomycota; Eurotiomycetes; Eurotiales; Aspergillaceae
Product: mitochondrial 54S ribosomal protein bL31m
Exons: 1
Coding region: 127-621 (164 amino acids)
Biological process (GO): mitochondrial translation
Cellular component (GO): mitochondrial large ribosomal subunit
Molecular function (GO): structural constituent of ribosome
Source: RefSeq, a predicted model, not a curated record
AGACCACCGCAGCAGCGCUUUGGAGCAGCCCAAUUUCAACCAAUCCAUUGUCCUCGAGCUGAAUCCUGCUUCAUUAUCUGUUUCCUAUCAAAAUCUCUUGAGGAAGACCAGAAAAGGCACCUCCAAAUGUCAUUCACCACCCCCCUCCGCCGGAGUACGGCCACCGUCGCCAAAGUCCAGACCUCCACCACCUUCAUCUGCUCGCAAUGUCGACAUGCAACCCUCCUCCGCCGGCCUAAGCGCCCAUACACCUUCACUCAGCUCAUUACCAUGUCUGAUGGCAGUACCUUCACACACCGCACCACCUCUCCGGUCCCCGUCUACCGCUCCACCCGAGACACGCGCAAUUCCCUGCUCUGGAACCCAUCGUCGAGCAAAUUGCUGAACGUCGAAGAGGACGAGGCUGGUCGAUUGGCUGCUUUCCGAGCCAAGUUCGGUAGGAGCUGGGACGCAAAUACACCCACCGAGGAGGAGGUACAGGAGAAGCAGGCUGCUGGCCAGAGCAAAGCGGAGGCCGAAGCAGAGGCUGCUAGAGAACAGGAAGAGGAGGACAACUUAUUGGACUUGAUCAGCUCGUUUGGACAGGAAGAGCAGGGUGCCCCCGGGAAGAAGAAGGAUUAAGCUCGUUCGAGAUGGGGGGAGAGCAUAUUGGGAUUUCUGAAAGAUAAUCGGAAUUGGUAGCGAUUCGCAACACGCUAGGGAGUUGACAUUGUUUUGUUUUCUUUUUGUACGAUACGAAAAGAGGAUGGGAAGACCGCAUGGACGAUAGCAUUCAUAUCAUUAUUCGGGCUGUUCAUGGCUGGUGGGCAGGAUGUCUUGUGGCAGACAUCAUGCGGGUGUAUCUUUUUUGUUAUCAUCGUUAUUAUGGCCCAUAUUUGUUAGACUUUCAUGUAUAUGUACAUCAUACCAUCAUACCACUUGUUGGAAAUUUCAACCUCGAGCAUGAAGCUCAAACAAUAUUGGUAAUUGAAGCAAUCGUA